AGGCUGUUUACAAGAAGCGCAGAACAAGGGCAGGUCGGCCUGCAAGGCUGGGACGGGAGGCAGCGCUGCCGCCCAGGGGACCACGAUUGCCCGCACUUUGGACACCGCCAUCUACCUGCAAGACGGCGGAGGCGAGGAUGCUGCUGGCCUGGGUGCAAACAGUCCUUGUCAGCAACAUGCUCCUAGCAGAAGCCUAUGGAGCCAGAGGCUGCUUCUGGGACAACGGCCACCUGUACUGGGCGGACCAGACCUCGCCGGCGCCGGGCCUCCGCUGCCUUAACUGGCUGGACGCGCAGAGCAGCCUGGCGUUGGCCCCCGAGGCUGGCGCCAGCAACCACAGCUACUGCCGAAACCCGGACCAGGACCCGCGCGGGCCCUGGUGCUACGUCAGCGGCAAGGCCGGCGCCCCAGAAAAGCGGCGGUGCGAAGACUUGCGCUGCCCAGAGAUCCCUUCCCAGGCUCCACCAGCCCCCAUAACAGAAACGGAGGAGGCCUUUGAAGUGCCAGGGGAAGAUGAAGCACAGGUGUUCCCUCCUGCCAACGCCCUACCCGCCCGGAGGGAGGCAGCAGCAGUGCAGCCUGUGAUUGGUAUCAGCCAGCGGGUGCGGAUGAACUCCAAGGAGAAGGACCUGGGGACCCUGGGCUAUGUGCUGGGCAUCACCAUGAUGGUGGUCAUCAUCGCCAUUGGAAUUGGCAUCAUCUUGGGCUAUACUUAUAAGAGGGGGAAGGACUUGAAAGCACAGCAUGAACAGAAAGCGUGUGAGAGGGAGAUGCAGCGAAUCACCCUGCCCUUAUCUGCCUUCACCAACCCCACCUGUGAGAUCGUGGAUGAGAAAACUGUUGCGGUCCACACCAGCCAGACUCCAGUCAGCCUUCAGGAGGGCUGCACUCCCCUCAUGGACCAGGCUGGCACUCCAGGGGCCUGAGCACCCACAGUGGGCAGGAGCCUGUGAGACAGUGAUGUAGGACAGCCUACCCCCCACACUUUUUGUUGUGGUUAAAACCCUCCUUCCACUUUCUUUUGUGUGUGAGUCCCAGUAGCAGACAGAAACGGAUGGUGCUGUGGGCUAAGGGCCAGGCUGGGGAGGGUCCUGCCAGUGCUCCUUCUCCAACCCUUGGAGCAGGAUUUUGCCUGUGGAUGGCGCUGCUGACAAGGGCUUCCAGACAUUGCCUGCACCCCCAGAACCAAACCAGGGACAGACAGGGAGCCCCCCCAGGCUGCUCUGUGCUUUAUCAUCUGAGAUGGCCUCAGGCUCCACCUUCUCAUUUGUUCUUCACGGGCUUGAGUGACACACAAUUAUUCAUAGUCCAGGUAAGCAGGUCCACAGAGGAGGCAUUUUUAACAGUUUAAAAAAAAAACUCUUUGGGAUGGGAACUCCCUACUGACCUCUGAGAACCAGAAAUGAGUUUGUACAAAAGCCAGAACUGCAGGCCUAGAGCGGGACCCAGGCUGGGGGCUGCUGGGAGUGCUCCAGCCUGCUGGCAGUGAUGUGCCUUGUCAGCUGUGGGCUGGGCCUGGGCCCAGGGACUCUUCCUGUUUUGAAAAGAAAGGAAGGGAAGAACUGCACUGAACAUUCCACUUAGGAUGAGGGUAGAGAAGGAGCCACUCCUUGCCUUAAGGCUGCAAGGGCAGAGACAGCCCCAGACAGUGUCUCCUCAGGGGUGGACAGUGACCAUACUUCGUUUUGCAGGGGUAAGAGGGCAGCCAGCUAACCCGUAGGAGUUACACUGUGGGACCCUGUGAACUGCUUCUGAAAGGUUAACCUGGAAACUAAGCCCAGAGGCCAGGUGUAAAGUGCUUCAGGGCUUGUCCCUGAGGAGCCUAAGUUUGCAGGUGACCCUGUGGCUCCCAGGCCAGCACCUUUCAGUGGGGCUGGGGUCACAACCCCUAACUUGUAAAACAAUCAUAGAAUUAUUGAAGGGACCUACAGGUUCUUCAAGCCAUUUGGACACAGGGAACAUGAUAGAGCAAGCUACUGGCGUGGCCAAGAGAACUCAGCUUGCUGACUGGGUGCAGAAUUUCCCCACCGCACUGUACUGGGGCUCAGCAGGGUCUCCACACCCUGCUGUCUCACUCAGAGGCCUUGACAGUGUGCCCCACCCAUACAGCUUCCUUUCCAAAGCCCUUCCACUUCCAUUUGAACUCCAGUCAGGUGGGGAGGGAGGCUAGCAUGGCUUAUUCCCUUCAGCAGGCUGUUCCUUGGGGCUGUUUACUGAGGGACCUAGGCCUUGGGGUGGUCCUUUGGUGGUAGUGAUGCUGGAGAAGAAAUUACUGGUUUCCACUUUUCUAAAAAAGCAUUUCUCUGUAUAUGUUUUAUAUACCUCGUUCUGACACCUGUAUAUGAAGUGCAGGAAAUUGCUCUUCAUCUGACUUAUAUAAAUUAAAAACAAAAUGAAAAAGG
Molecule: messenger RNA, 2402 nt
Organism: Trichechus manatus latirostris (Florida manatee)
Lineage: Eukaryota; Metazoa; Chordata; Mammalia; Sirenia; Trichechidae
Gene: PIK3IP1
Product: phosphoinositide-3-kinase interacting protein 1
Exons: 6
Coding region: 138-926 (262 amino acids)
Biological process (GO): negative regulation of phosphatidylinositol 3-kinase/protein kinase B signal transduction
Molecular function (GO): endopeptidase activity; phosphatidylinositol 3-kinase catalytic subunit binding; signaling receptor binding
Source: RefSeq, a predicted model, not a curated record